Molecule: messenger RNA, 2157 nt
Organism: Anneissia japonica
Lineage: Eukaryota; Metazoa; Echinodermata; Crinoidea; Comatulida; Comatulidae
Exons: 2
Coding region: 1-2157 (718 amino acids)
Source: RefSeq, a predicted model, not a curated record
AUGUGCUUGGGAGGUGCCCAUCAAAAGGAAGAUAUUACGUCGUGCAGGACCCAGGUUUUACUAAAUGGGCGACCAUCUGUGAAUUUCGACGCUUGCCAAAAUGCAAUUAAAGUGAGCAACCUUGGAGAUCAUGUCUUCAAGAGAGAGGCAGAUGACGAUAGAAUCGGUAUGUCCAUAGAAGACAAUGAAUUUCUUGACCUUAUGAAUCAUGAGAUGGAGAAAGACAAGGGAGGUAAUUGGGAAGCCCCAUUGCCAUUUCGGUUCAACAGAAGUGUUUUACCCAACAACAAGAGUCAAGCAGAAAGCCGAAUGAAAUCCUUGAUCCGAACACUGGAAAAGAAGCCUGUUAUGAAGACUCACUACUUUGAAUUCAUGGAAAAAAUUCUUCAAAAGGGACAUGCAGAACGUGUUAAUGAUUCUCCGAACAGUGACAAAGAGUGCUGGUACCUGCCCCAUUUUGGUGUUUACCAUUCACAAAAACCAGAGAAGAUCCGAGUGGUGUUUGAUUCCAGCGCAGAAUUUCAAGGCAUUUCUCUGAAUAGUGUGCUGUUGAGUGGACCCGACUUGGUAAACCAACUACUCGGCGUCUUAAUAAGAUUCAGAGAAAAUCCAGUAGCUGUUAUGGCAGAUGUAGAACAAAUGUUCUAUGCAUUCAAAGUUAAGGAACAACAUCGAGACUACCUGAGAUUCUUAUGGUUUGAAGACAAUGACCCAGAUGCGAACCUGGUAACCUACAGAAUGAAGGUACAUAUAUUCGGUAAUAGACCUUCACCAGCUGUUGCCACGCUGGGAUUGCGCAGGACCGCUAAAGAAAGAGAAAGUGAAUUUGGAAGUGAUGCAAGGGCCUUUGUAGAAUCAAACUUCUAUGUAGACGAUGGUUUGAAAUCGUUUGCAUCAGCCAGAGAAGCUGUUGAUUUGCUGACACGUACCAGAAACAUGUUAGCUACAGCCAACAUUAAACUACACAAAAUAGCGUCAAACGAUAAAGAAGUUAUGGCAGCCUUUGCUCCUAGUGAUCUUGCACCAAAUGUUCAAGAAGUCGAUCUUGGGUCAGACGCACCGGUUAUGCAAAGAUCAUUGGGAGUGUAUUGGGAUAUGAGGUCUGACACCUUUACGUACAAAAUAUUACAAGCAAAUGGCGAACCAAGUACCAAGAGGGCUGUCUUGUCAGAAAUUAACAGUGUGUACGAUCCCUUGGGCUUUGCAGGGCCGGUCAUCAUAGAAGGCAAGAUGCUACUAAGAGAAAUAAUAGGAGAAAACAAAGUCGGAUGGGACGAGCCUUUGCCACAGCAACCUCUAGAAGCUUGGAAGAAAUGGAGAUCAUCCAUAAAUGAACUCUCGCAAGUCAACAUUCCAAGAGCUUACACUCCAUUUCCAGCUAAGGAGGCAGUACGUCGUGAACUUCAUAUAUUUGGCGACGCAUCCAGCCGAGCAAUCAGUGCUGUCUCGUAUCUCAGAAGUGUAAACAAGUCUGGAAAGCCUUAUGUGUCAUUUGUGCUAGGGAAGUCAAAACUGGCACCUAAGGCGGCUACAACAAUACCACGUAUGGAGUUGUGUGCGGCUGUGCUGGGUACAGAAGUUUCAGAGUUAGCCGUAACAGAAUUAGAUCUCAAGAUAGAUGCAGUGUACUUUUACACUGAUAGCAAAGUGGUAAUGGGCUAUAUCACCAACAGGACACGUAGAUUUUAUCUUUACGUGUCGAACAGAGUUGCAAGGAUCCUCAGGGUUAGCAAACCUGAAUACUGGAAGUACAUACCCACUGCUAUGAAUCCAGCUGAUGUAGGAAGCAGAUCAAUCAAGGCGAAAGACCUACAAAAUUCGCCGUGGUUACAAGGACCAACAUUCCUACAUAAGUCGUCAUUACCACCCAGUUUAGAAACCGACGAAACGAAUUAUGAUGACGACCUGGACAAUGAUCCAGAAGUGAGAAACACUGUGUCCGCAUAUGCUACCGAAGUCGAGAUGACUGGUGUACUGGAAUCUCAUCGGUUUAAUAGAUUCUCUAGUUGGUUAAAGCUGUUACGAGCAAUUGCAAGUUUAAUAUUGCUUGCAAACAAGAGUAAACGCAAGGCAAAUGUGAUAAGUGACAAAGACAGGCAUGUAAAACGGCAUGUCCUUGUGUUCAAGUCACUUACAAUAGGGUACGAGCGGCUUUAG